AUCUCGACGAACUCAAUCUGAAGCCAGAUGCUUGCACUUAUAACAUCCUCAUUCGAUCAGCCAACUCGAUCGACUGUGCGCUGAACCUGUUCGAUGAAAUGCUGGAGAGGGGGAUUGAGCCGAGCAUCGUCACAUUUGGAACCCUGAUCUCCGCUCUCUGCAACAACUCGAAGCUCGACGAGGCCUUCAAGCUCAAAGAGGAGAUGCCGAGGCUGUACAAUAUAGAACCUAACGCCUUCGUGUACGCCGCUCUAAUCAAAGCCCUCUGCAAGAGUGGCAAGCUCGAAGAAGCUCUCAGCCUGAGGAGAGAGAUCUCGGGAUUAGAUUCUGCAGUUUACUCCACCCUAAUUCGCGCGCUUUUCAAAGCGGGGCGAAAGGGGGAGGUUGUUGAAAUCUUGGAGGAGAUGAAGAAGGCUUGUGUGGAACCUGAUGUCGUAACCUACAACGCGAUGAUCGCAGGGUUUUGCGAUGAUGGGGAUCUUGAUGCUGCGUUGGGGGCAAUGAACGAGAUGAAGAAGGAGGGGAUUAAACCUGAUGUCGUUAGCUAUAACACCGUUAUCUCGGGGUUCUGUAAAAAGGGGAGAGCUGAGGAUUCGUCAUCGUCAUGGACUUAUACGACAUAG
Asparagus officinalis (garden asparagus) is the source of this 623-nucleotide messenger RNA. Its product is annotated as putative pentatricopeptide repeat-containing protein At1g53330. Gene Ontology annotation, molecular function: protein binding. The transcript has a single exon. Lineage: Eukaryota; Viridiplantae; Streptophyta; Magnoliopsida; Asparagales; Asparagaceae. The annotation marks the transcript as partial. The record is from RefSeq and is a predicted model, not a curated record.